This is a messenger RNA of Paramecium sonneborni, 261 nucleotides long. NCBI's taxonomy places the organism in Eukaryota, Ciliophora, Oligohymenophorea, Peniculida, Parameciidae. The record is from the annotation of a GenBank genome assembly.
AUGGUGAAUGAAUAGCUUAAUAUCAUAGAAAUUAAGCAGAAUUUUGUGAGAAAACUAUUAUUGGAUUACUUAUAAAAUUACUUUAAGGGAUUUCAAAAAGAGAAGACUUUAAGUAAGUAUAAAUCCAUUUUGUAAUUUUUAGUUUAACGAGCUUUUAGACAAAAUACAAGAAUCUGCUUUAUGGAUAGAUAUAUGGAUUUGAAAAUUGUUUCGGAGUAGAAAAAGAUAAACUUUACUAGUAAAUAUAUUUACAAUAAAUGA